UAACCUCAUCUUGAACUUUCAUGUUUUCAAGUUGGACGCUAAAAGAUAUAACCUAUGUACGGUCAACACGAUGUAUAAUACCAAGUUUGAGUCUUCACGGUUGGUUGACGGAGUUUAAGAAAACCCCCAUGAGACGUCUUAACACCGGAGCGCCAUUCGUACCUGUACGACUAGAUGAAAAAGUAACCCAGCCUUGACCCCAAAACUAUGUUACCAGACAUCCAGAAAAAGGCUUCAUUCGGUGAGGAAAAGCUGCCAUUUCAUUUCAACGGAGUAAGGCGCACAAUGGCCCCCCUUCGUCGCACCACCAACAGUUUGAACGUAGUAGUUCUGUUCGCAAAACAAAUCACUAUCUCGAAACCAGGGCAUCUUACCCUAUGAAAAAAAAUAUUUCUUCUGCGUAUAAGGCUGGACGGAUGCACAUCAUCUCUUCAAGUUCCACUUGUUUAGAGGUGGCGGAUACGGCCCAUGGAUGCUGCAGCGCGGGAUUGUGUGCCGUGGCUGGAUCAUGGUGUAAGGCUUUUUUUAAAGGAGAAAGGGAAGUUAUCACUGGCCGAGGCGGCCAACGAUCUCAGGUUCUUAGUGCCGCUAUUCAAGGCUUACACCUUGGCGUCAAUUGGACAAAUGCUCAUGGCUAGGUAGGACUUCAGACAAUCUGUAUCAGUGUACAGAGGUUUUCAGCAGAUUAUUUCCUGGCCGUGUUCACUUGUUGUGGCCGAAGGAGGAGAUUUGGCGGUGACUGAACAAGACUUGAUAGUGGAC
This is a messenger RNA of Neurospora crassa OR74A, 762 nucleotides long. RefSeq lists its product as hypothetical. The record is from RefSeq and is a predicted model, not a curated record. NCBI's taxonomy places the organism in Eukaryota, Fungi, Ascomycota, Sordariomycetes, Sordariales, Sordariaceae. The coding region runs from base 378 to 638 and encodes 86 amino acids. The transcript has a single exon.